Symbiodinium sp. CCMP2592 is the source of this 1371-nucleotide messenger RNA. The record is from the annotation of a GenBank genome assembly. NCBI's taxonomy places the organism in Eukaryota, Dinophyceae, Suessiales, Symbiodiniaceae.
AUGGUGUUGCUGAUCCAGAUGCGCGUUGUCUUCCAGCUACCUGCAACGAUCCAGGGUGCCUUUUGCUGGACCAUGGUUGGAACACUUGCUUGGAUGACGAUGUCCUUGGUCGUGCCACAAACGACCAAACAUGAUCUUUGGUAUGUGAUAUACUCAUGCAUUCUGAUGCUGUAUCUCCUGCCAAUGAACUCCAGCACACGUAGUACCACCCGCGUAGCUCCGCUUCUCUUCACGCUCUUUCGUUUGCCUGCAAUCCUCAUUGUGGACCGCAUUUAUUUGGUGUUUUUCAGCAACCUGCCCUUCCUGGUCGUCAUAAGCUGGCGGGCGGCGGUAGAGGAUUUCGAUUUGAGUUACGGGGGCCGGACAGCUGCCGUAGGUAUGGAGUGCUUGCACAUAGCAGUGCUGGUUGCCCUGGCCGUGGCUCUGCAAGACUAUCUGGCAGGCCGGGUAGAGCUGGAGAUGGAGAGCUGCAACACUGCCACUCAGCUGACUGCGGCCUCCUCACUGCUCCAGUUGACUUGUGAUGCCGUGGUGGAGUUGGAUGGUGACCUCCGCUUAACGAAGCAUUCCAAGGAGCUGUCUGCGAUGCUCCUCCGAGACACCAGCUCUUUAAGCGCGUCGCUGAAAGGCGUGCGCUUCAUCGACUUAGUGGCGAGUUCGGACACUGCUGCUGCACUAUCGAAGCUGACCAACUUCCGCAGCAGAAGUUGCAGCAGUGUCAUAAGUGGCGCCUCAGAGGGAAUGGGCGCGCACGCUUUCCACACACGUUUGGUCGACAGCUGUGCCACGAAGCUGCAGACAGAAGUUCUUCAGGUGAUGUACACCAAGAGAGACGGCAGCACCUGUCACCUCGUGGGUCUGCGAGAUUUCACGGACACCAAGCCAUACACUGGAAUCACGAGCCAGACAACAGGCUUCGAAAGUGAGGCAGAUGCAUCCGCUGAUAGCCUCAGCGUCGGACAGCAACUGAGCGAGGCAUCUCAGGUGCCUGUGCAGCAUGGGCGUGGGACUCUCUUUCUUGAGAUCGAUGUGGAUGGGUUGCAGAUCACGGCCGCCUCGUCCAGCCUUGUAGAUUUGGUUGGGGCGCCGACAAGUGAGGUGUUCCCUGCUGCCCAGACUAUUCAACUUCUGGAGCGGAUUCACAGUGAUGGCAGAAUGCGCUUGGAGAGAGGGGAGCGGCCUCCAGCGAAAGUCUUCUCCUACGACGAAAUGCCUGCUCAGCUGCGUGCGACAUCGACGGAGUCGAUUUGGGGCACCAUGCAGGUUCUACAGGCCCAGAGCGGACUGAAUGUGCUCAUGGCCUUCCAGGCGGGAGCCUCCGGAGAAGGCAGGGAUGCAAUUGAAUGUCGUGUGAAGAAACGCGCCUUCUGA